GGCUGAGGCACAGGGAGAUUAGGGAGCUGACUAGGACUGCACUUUGUACCUACAUUGGAUGCUGCUCUCUGUUCCAUGGAUCUGAUCUUCUCCCACUGAUUCUUCAGGAUUUGUCCCAAUUUAUUCCUCUCUGUCAGGGAGUUGCCACAUUGCUUUUCUUCUGUGGAUCGUGCCCCGGACUGUGCCCUCAUGCUGGUACACGCGUACUCUGCCAUGGAUCGCUCUGAAGUUUUGAAUGGAGCAGCCAGCGGCGGCCGACUCUCCCAGCUGUCAUCUCUCAACCAAGGGCCCUACAGCUCGGCCCCUCCACUGUGCCACACGCCGGCGUCCGACUUUCAGCCCCCCUACUUCCCUCCCCCGUACCCCCAACCUCCUUUAUCUUACUCCCAGAGCCAGGAGUCCGGAUACCCACACCUCGGCGACCCCUACAGCAGCAUCAACUCCAUCCACCACCAGCACCAGCAGCCCUCCUGGCACACCCCGCGGAGCCGCCCGGAGGAGGCAGGACUCCUCUCCCAAACUCACAGGGGACUCAGUCUGGACCCACGGAGAGACUACGGGGGAAUGUCCCGCCUCAUCCCUGGUUUGACAGACGGGGGUCACAGCCUGGCAGACAGCUCCCUGUCCAUCCAUGCCCUUUCCCACCACAGCUUGGAAGACAUGCAGUUAUUGGAUGAAUCAGGGAUCAGCAUAUUGGACCAGUCAGUGAUAAAAAAAGUUCCCAUUUCAUCAAAGAACAAUAGCAGCAUGAUGUCCGCCCUAUCCAUGAAUAAAGAAAGCCUUAUCGGUGGUGUAUCUAAUCCAAACGAAGUUUUCUGCUCAGUCCCUGGACGUCUGUCCCUCUUGAGUUCCACUUCAAAGUACAAAGUGACAGUGGGAGAGGUUCAAAGGCGUCUUUCACCUCCGGAGUGUCUCAAUGCAUCUCUUCUCGGAGGCGUUCUCAGGAGGGCAAAGUCAAAGAAUGGUGGACGUUGUCUUCGAGAACGGUUAGAAAAGAUUGGACUGAAUUUACCAGCGGGGAGGCGCAAAGCAGCAAACGUGACCCUGUUGACAUCACUGGUGGAAGGUGAGGCUGUACAUCUUGCACGGGAUUUCGGCUAUGUCUGUGAAACCGAGUUCCCAGCUAAAGCUGCUGCUGAAUACCUAUGCCGGCAGCACUCUGAUCCCACAGAGCUCCAUGCAAGGAAAAAUAUGUUGCUUGCUACAAAGCAGAUCUGCAAGGAGUUUGCUGACUUGUUAGCCCAGGAUCGCUCCCCUCUUGGGAACAGCCGUCCAUCCCUCAUACUGGAGCCUGGUGUUCAGAGCUGCCUGACGCACUUCAGCCUAAUCACACAUGGCUUUGGUGGGCCAGCCAUAUGUGCUGCCCUCACAGCUUUCCAGAACUAUCUCCUGGAAUCUCUUAAAGGAAUGGACAAGAUCUUCAUGAGUAGCACAGGAAACGGACACUCUGCAGCAGAAUCCAAAUCAGAAAAGGACAUUAAGCAUCGGAAAUAGCCACUAGUAAAAGAGAAGCCAAAAUGGAAGGUGGCUGGAAAAGGGAAGAGGAUUUCUGUAAAAGAAAAGACAUUCUUCUUUGGAUUUUCUAGGAAAUAAUUUUAUUAUUAUUAACUGAAUUGACAGUUUUAUGUAAUUGAAUUCCAUAAUGUGCAAGGACAGACAUUGAACACAUCAUGCUAUGCUGGUGUUAGAGGACGUUCUGCAAAAUGAAAAGGGGAAACCCGAGUUCUAUCUAACUGAAUAAUACUGAACUAGAACAACAAUUUCAAACACAGGAUUCCGCCUCGAGAUACCCUUCAGUCCUAUCUAAAACCAGCACUGGUGCUAUUGUGGUUUUGUGGAAAUAGAUAUUUACUCCCCAGAACACCCGCAAGUCACAACUUUGCACUGCCAUUUUCUUUUGACUUCACAUUACAUAGGAAAUUCAACAAAUGAUGUGAGACAUAUCUUAAUUUUGCUGAGCCAGGACCAAUAAAACGAAAGUGGGCCUAAGAUACUGGCUGGCAGCUGAAUUUUUUGGAAGGCCCCUAUAUGGCCCGAGGAGCCUGUUUUUGGCAUCCCAGCAUAUUGCACAGUUAAACAAUAAAUCCUUACAUAGAUCAUUUUCUGUGUUUGUAAAUGUGUUUAGAGGUGUUUUUAGAUUAUACCCAAAGUCCUUUUAUUUUACCCCACUUCAAGCCACCCAAUCAAUAGGUCCCUUACCUCCUUCGUAAUUCUGACUUCUGAUUAGGAAUUACAGUGACCUUGUUAUUAUAAAAUAUUAGUGUUGUUUUUCACAAGGCCCUGAUUCAGACUAAUAAACACAUCACAAUCAUUCUGGCAGGUUUUUGAAAUCUCUUUUUAUUACUUAAGCCUAGUAGACAUCCUUAUUGCUAGUUAGUGUGACCUUUUAGCUAUUUAACCUUUUGGGCCUGUGGAGGAAAAAAAUGUCACUUACUUCUGUCUAGGUCCAACUGUUUACAGUACAAAAAAUUAAAGUUUGGGGGAAAUGCCUUUGGGUAACUGAUUCACCGGCCAAAUGAACACCAGAGAGACUUUUGUACAUAUUUAUUUAUGUGUAAUUAUAUGGGGGUGUUUAAAAGAUGUUCAGUGCAAGUUAUUUAUAAUCAGAGUGAAUAUGGGAUAUUGUUAUUAAUAUUUGGGAUAUUUACCCCACGCUACACCAGACGGGGGGUGCUAAAGCAAUCUGGAGGAUUAGUCAUUUCACAGACACCUCUGUUGUAAAAAAAAAAAACAAAAACAACAAAAAGAAAAAAAUGAAAACACCUUGUCAUUAAUAAAAACAAAAUUGAAAUUGUCA
Molecule: messenger RNA, 2797 nt
Organism: Xenopus laevis (African clawed frog)
Lineage: Eukaryota; Metazoa; Chordata; Amphibia; Anura; Pipidae
Gene: tfap2e.L
Product: transcription factor AP-2 epsilon L homeolog
Biological process (GO): regulation of DNA-templated transcription; regulation of transcription by RNA polymerase II; regulation of cell population proliferation
Cellular component (GO): nucleus
Molecular function (GO): DNA-binding transcription factor activity, RNA polymerase II-specific; RNA polymerase II transcription regulatory region sequence-specific DNA binding; DNA-binding transcription factor activity
Source: RefSeq, marked provisional